Molecule: messenger RNA, 1433 nt
Organism: Nicotiana tabacum (common tobacco)
Lineage: Eukaryota; Viridiplantae; Streptophyta; Magnoliopsida; Solanales; Solanaceae
Source: RefSeq, a predicted model, not a curated record
GACUCCUCGCUUACCACGAAACCUACACGCAAUCGUUCUCUUCGUUCCUUAAAGAAUUGGUCACAUAUUUUUCUUCGUCAAUUUCGAAGAGAUAGAUAAUCACGAAAAUCAUGGGUGGCGGAGGAGCGUUCAGAGCAGCGGCGAAAGUAGCCGGAGUCACCGUCGCUAACAGCGGCUUCCGCUCUGUAACGGCGGAGCAUCCAGUUUAUACAGCCGCGCGCAACGUCGUCCGUCCGGUGUCGGUGUCCGCGAUAACAUCAUCCUCGGAAGAUGUCAAGUCCGGCGUGGUUCACGGUGGUUCAGUCGAUGUGUCUUCGGUGCAAAAGAUUUUGUCGGAAUUUGAUGACUGGGAGAUGGCCGGCGGCGAGGAGGACAUGAUCGUUAAGUCUGGUGAGCCGCUGCCAAGAGUCGUAUUCGGUGGAGCGCCUUCUCUUCAGGAAGCUACAGAGGCUACUUCUGAUCUCAAAGAUGCACUCGAAAAGGUAUACUUGUCCCAGCCUGCUAGUGAUUAUGGAGGUUCUUGUAUUUCCGGCUCAAGCUUAUUGCCCUUCUCAAAAGCCUGUGUUGCCAGCAAGACUGUUGUCACUCCUUCCGCGCCGAAACAUGCUAUACAGGCAUUUAGGUUUCUAAGUGAAACUCCUGCAGCUCAGAGUGUUGUUGCUUCAAUUGCUUGUGACCCAAAUGUGUGGACUGCAGUACUGCAAAAUCCUGCCCUUCAAGAAUUCCUCGAGUCACAGAAAACCAGUGAGAAAUGUGCAUCAUUCCCUGACUUGGAUCAAAAGAUGGAUGAGUCCGUUGCUGAUACUGAUUCCUUUUCUCAGUCAUCCCCAAGGAAUGCGUUUUCCAAAUAUGAGGCGGAAGAGUCUAAAUCCAAGAAUUCAUUUACAGGUUUUCUGCAGAAUGUUACACAUACAGUGACACAAACAGUGAUCAAUAUGAUGAGCAGCUUGUCGGAUUACUUUAACAAUCUCUUUGGAGGCACCAAGGUUUUUAUUGAAGCUGAUGGAAGUGCUAAAUUAGGCGCUGUGGAAAAGACGUUGGGAGCAUCUUUCAUCGGCUUGGCAAUCAUGGCUAUUAUGGUUGUCGUCCUGAAACGCCGUUAAUUAUCAAUGUCCCCGAAGUUAUUUCAAUUUGCCGAAGUUACAUCACUGAGUGUUACAGUUUCUUUAAGUACUGAUGGUUUUGGUUGAAUAGGACUAUGAAUGACUUACCGAUUAGGCUUGUAAAUUAAAUAAAGUCGUUUUUGAAAGUGUUAGGUCUAUUUCUUCACUCAGUCAUCUAGAGAGAGAAGAUUAUUUUGGCAUUUAGCAGUCACUGGCUGCAUCUGCAUGCGACGUUAACUUGGAUUUAGGGGGACACCAUGUAUUUUGCAGGGAUUCUAAAGUUCAAAGUGCAUCUUCUCUACAUCGUAUCCAGUUGUUUCUUUUGUUCAA